Durotheca rogersii is the source of this 3036-nucleotide messenger RNA. Its product is annotated as cysteine proteinase. Gene Ontology annotation, cellular component: nucleus; cytosol. The record is from RefSeq and is a predicted model, not a curated record. Gene Ontology annotation, biological process: protein deubiquitination. Lineage: Eukaryota; Fungi; Ascomycota; Sordariomycetes; Xylariales; Xylariaceae. Bases 385 to 2625 code for a protein of 746 amino acids. Gene Ontology annotation, molecular function: cysteine-type endopeptidase activity; cysteine-type deubiquitinase activity. The transcript has a single exon.
CGUAAAAACACGCGUUUAUAUGUUUGAACGCGGUUGUCGUAAAGGGGUGGUCCGUGGAGCGGUGACCUGGCUUAACUAAUUUAUCAGUGGCGCUUUGCGCUCACAUGUGCCGUCUCUUCAUUCUAUUAGUUUCGGAAACUCAACACCUCCAUCUACGCCCACCAACACAUCAACUCUCCUUACAGACGUCGACACACGUGUGUAAAAUCUUAGGCCAAACAAAGGCAGUUACUUAAGAAGGAAAGGGAGAUGUUAUUUUCUCCUUCCUAUUGUCAUGGCCACGGUCCCCUAGAAGCAACCUGAGAGAUCCGCGCUGCCUUAGCCUUCUCUAUCCCCAUCAUCGUCACAUUGUUACGCUCGAUAGCCUCGAAUUUAAUAACCAGGAUGCCCUCUUACCACCUUGACGCAACGGUUGGCCGUCCCAGUGGUUAUUAUUCCUACGACGCCCAGGGUGCCCUGCUGGAUCGAUUACAACAGCCUAGCUUCAUUAUUUUCGUCGUCGUGUUCCUCCUCACCAUUAUUUGCCGUCCCUUACCGGCCUCGUAUUCCCUUGUCAGACCGAGACGGCCUGGGGAGUUGUUUUGGGAUUUCGUGGUUACCAUUAUCCCCGCCAGAUUGCUCUAUGCUGCCCAGAACUGGCUGCAUGCACCGGCUUUCCCGAUUCCCGCAUCCACUCUCGCCCCACAGCCCCGAUCACACGUCGAGAAGAGCGAUAUUCUCCGAAGGCUACUUGGAAUGGACGGACCAGGAGGCAUCAUCACUUCCGUCGCGAACGUAGGCAGGAGAAGCCUUUCAUCCUUGCCAGGUAUAACGCCAAUAAAACAAGAUACCGAUCGACCGCCUGGCCUAGGAAACUACGAUAAUUCUUGCUUUCAGAACAGCAUCCUCCAGGGUCUGUCGUCGUUGGAGACAUUUCCAGCAUACCUGGCGUGGGUUUCAGAGCGGGAACAAUCCCAAGACCAAAGGGGGGCGACAUCGGUGGGUUCGCUACGAGACCUCAUAUGGAAGUUAACCGAUCCCGAUUACAAUGGAAAAACUUUGUGGACGCCCAAAAAGUUGAAGUCUCUCGACACAUGGCAACAGCAAGACGCUCAAGAAUACUUCUCCAAGAUCCUAGACGAGAUCGAUAGAGAGGUGGCAAAGGUGGUCGGAGCCCAACAUCGUUCUUCGGUAUUCGAGAUGAUCGGCAUUAGAGACGAUACCGAGGACAGCCAGCAUAGCGAUGAUAGCGGCUAUCAGUCGUUACCAGUCUAUUCUAAAUCCACAUCAACCGUGAGGGUUCUAAGAAAUCCGCUGGAGGGCCUCAUGGCACAGCGGGUCGUGUGUGUUCAAUGUGGCCAUUCCGAAGGCCUGGUCAUGAUCCCAUUUAAUUGCCUCACCCUUAAUCUUGGGCUGCAGCAAACAGAGCAUGAGUUAUACGAAGGACUAGAUUCCUACACCGACCUAGAGACCAUCGAUGGUGUCGAGUGCGCCAAGUGCACCUUACUGAAACUCCAGAGGCUCCUCAAUAUUAUUAUAUCUCGGAGUAAAGAGGUUGGGGCAAGCGAAGCCGAUUUCAAGGAACCGAUUUCACGCCUCAAAGCUGUCGAACUCGCCCUUGAGGAAGACGAUUUCCAGGACAAAACGUUGCGAGAGAAAUGCAAAUCUCAGAGCCGUGUCGGCUCCACCAAAACAAAGCAAGUAGCAGUAGCGCGGCCACCGCAGAGUCUUGCCAUCCAUUUGAAUCGCUCCGUGUUUGACGAACACACGGGUCACAUGUUUAAAAAUCUAGCAGCGGUGCGAUUUCCGAUGACGCUGGACCUGGGGCCGUGGUGUCUGGGAAGCGCAGCUGGACCAGCAGGCCCCUCGGAUGAUACCUACCCCUCCACUGUACAACCCAAGGAUGAAGAAUGUUGGAUUAUAGAUCCAAAAUCGUCCAUGGUCUCGGGGGGCCUAAAACGACCGAGAAUCAGGGGUCCGAUCUACGAGCUGCGGGCGGUCAUAACCCAUCAAGGUCGACACGAAAAUGGACAUUACGUCUGCUACCGAAGGCACCCCGGCCGACCAUCAAAACGCGAUGACAGCGAUAGUCCUAGAUCGCUUGAGGGAAACGGAAAGGCCGAACAAGUUGACGUAGAAAGUAUAUCGGACAACGUAGACGGAGGCGACGGUGAGACCUUGGACCGGCAAGCUAGAUGGUGGCGCCUAAGCGACGAAACCGUGUGGGAAGUACCCGAGGAGAUCGUUCUGGCACAAGGUGGGGUGUUCAUGCUCUUCUACGAUUGUGUUGAUACGAAUUCAGUUCUCGUUCCUAGGGCAUCGUCCCAGGUUGAGUGGAUUGACAGAAUGGCACCCCUUGAUGAUCAAGGCGUCGGUGGUACAGAAACAGGAGGUAAUGCUGAAGGGAGAUCCAGGCAUGACCCACUGGAACGCCAAGGGCAGUCUCACGAGCCGACGAACAGGACCAACGAGAGAGUUACGCCGAAAGCGAGCAUUCCUCGCCUAAUCGGUGACGACGGGUUCCAAGGGCAGGUCAAGAGCACCCAGCAACAGGGAACCACGAUUGCAUGGUCAAGUCUUACACCAUCGCUCGCUGAGGGAGAGCGGGUAGAUCCUACCAUCCCUCUUCAUCGACCCAACCGAUGAUGUCCAGGCUAUGUAGUAUCUUGCCCAUAGAAGCCUCAGUUCCUGGCUCGAUAAAGUCCACCUCAGGAUGCAAUUCAUGGCACCAAGUGUGGAAUGUAUCAUAGCCCUACCUUCCAUGGCUGCGGCGUUUGGGUAGAGUGGGCUGUUUAUUACUGACCGAGCCAUAACUGGCGGUAGCGUAGAUGCACUCGGUCAUCCCGUUCAGAUUCAACUUAUACUGCGCGCGCUUUGUGGCUGGUCGGCAAAAUUCGUGUCGGGCAAAUAUACAUUGAAGGCACCCUUCUCCGUAGACGUACACAUUUGCGACUCUCAUGAUAGUAACAGGUAACGCACCUAGGUAUAUAGUAUAUUAUCUGCGAGGUACGCAUAGACUAUAACUAUGUCAGGCUACUUUAAGUACAUUAAAUAAAG